ACACAGGGACACCCCUUAGGCCGAGCACCAGCUGAAGAGGAGGACGAAAAAUGUACUCUGACUGUGAGCUGCGUCUCACUAGAAGAGGUCCUGCCUCAGAUCUCCUCCCCCAGACUGGUUGAGACGCUCCAGUUGUGUUUUGAUACUUUUCUCUUGACUUUUUUAAAAAUUCAUCCUCACUGGAGUGAGAGAGUGAAGACAUUUUGAAGACCCAGAGGUUUUUGCUGUGGGAGCACCUUUACUUGGAGUAGCUGCUAAUAGACGGAGACCUCCAGUCUUUCUUUGUCUUUCCCUGUCUGUGGUGUUUGUGGUGUGUGUGUGAGUGCUUGUCGGUUGGCAUCGGUGAGAGCCGUCUCCCUUCCCUCCGUCAGGAUGUUUGCAGUGAAGCUGCUGCUGGUCCCGCUGGCGCUGUGGGCUCUGCAAGCGUCUCUAUGCCAUGGAGCGUGUGUGGAGGUGGACUCUGACACUGACGCAGUGGUCAAUGAAGGCUUUAAGCUGGGCUGUAUCUCCUGUAAGAUGAGGGGCGAGGUGCCCGCCGAGGCCACUGUUGAAUGGUCCUUCAUGCCCAAAGGGGAGAGCGAGUUCACAAAAAUCUACAGCUACGAGGACCUAAUGAGCGACAUUCCGGACGAGCGCUUCUACGAGCGUCUGGACUGGAACGGCAGCAAGAAGACCAAGGACCUGCAGGAUGGCUCCAUCUACAUCCUGAACGUGACGUGGAACGACACGGGCACCUACCGCUGCAUCUUCAACCGCACCCUCACCUUCACCUCCUACGAGUUCCACACCAACGCCACCAAGAUCGUCCAGCUCAACGUGGUGCCAAGACUGACCAGGGGGAUAGCGUCCAUCUUGUCUGAGGUGAUGAUGUAUGUCACCAUCAUUGGGCUGCAGGUAUGGCUGGUGGUAGAGAUGAUUUACUGCUACAGGAAGAUAUCAGCACAAGGCGAGGAAGCAUUGAGAGAGAGCGCGGCGGAGUACUUAGCUAUAGCUUCGGAGAGUAAAGAGAACUGUGCAAUGGUGGCAGUGACAGAAUAGCACUGGUUAAAGAAUGGCUCCAAAUGACGAAUAGCUCUCGAUAGCCCUUCUCCACUUCACCCCUUCUUCCAGACUUCCAUCAUGACACCAUCUCAUUACCCCAUCCAGGAGGAGCAACCAAGAGGCUUGUCCAGAGAACAGAUGGAUGACAAGUGAAACAGCCAAUGAAAAAGGACUUGUGUUGAAAAGCAAAUAUACAGCACGAGUGUACUAUCGAGCAGUACUAUAAUAUCAAGGAGAGUUGUAAAUACAGUACGUGUGCUUAAUGAUGCAAUCCAAAAUCCUCAUUGUAAUACUGAUACAUUAUAAUAAGUUAGUUCAUACAUAGCAUUGUACAUUAAGUAGAGCUGCAUGUUUACUGAUACAUCAUAACUAAUGGCGUUAAUGUUUCUUAAAGGGUCAUUGUCAGGAUUAUAAAAAGUGUUCUUGUAUGAGAGCAAUUAGAGGUCAGAACUCAACUGCGAUCUUGCCCAAUGGCUUUAGUAUCCUGUCUUGAUCAGACCUUCCAUGGCUAUUUAUGCGCAGGUCCAGACUAGCCUAGCAGUAUAUUCAAAAACAUUCCAAGAAAACUUGAGGUUAUGCAUUCAGGUGAAUGAAAUGAGUACCCUGAGGAAUAGUAGCCUAACACGGUUGACUAGCUGGGAGUAAUGGGUUGUACACACCCAGAACAACUAUUUCUGGUUUGACAGCAUCUGUCUACCUGUUAAAAAGGUUCAUGCUUUAUUUGCUAGAUUUUCCUUAUCAUAUUUACAACAACCAAGGGCUUGUGAUAUUAGCUACCAUUUUAUUGCCAUGGGAAACUACCAUAAUUUGUCCAGUGUGCCUAGAGCAGGUAUGUCUGACUGGUCAAAGACCAAUCCCUACGGAGCAGAAUACAGUGAGCUGCUAUUGAAAAAAAUACUGGACAUCCCUGUCAUUCCUAUUCGGCAGUUAAUUCUGUAUUAUACCUCCAGGGGCAGCAUAACACUGACUAAUGUGGACUGCAAUCUUGCACACAUACUUUCUUGUACAAUUUCAUUGGGAUCUGGGUUUUCUACCUUUGAAGUACGGAAAAGUGAAAGAAUAACUGCCACAAAAGUGAAAGAUAACUGCCACACGUGAACAAUUUGUAAUUAAUUUUCAAGAGUCUAAAUUCCCUUUAAAAGUCCUUGAAGCUGGUUUGGUCAGAUUAGAGAUUCUAGUCACCUUUCACAGAACUACUACAUUCAAUAGCGGAAUAUAUGUUGGGAAAGAAACAACAGGCUUAUCAUAGGGAAUAAUCGACUUCUGCUGUAAUUUAAAAUGUUCACUGAAGAGAGCUGAUCCAGUACACACUACUGUGGAAAUGUUGCUUGCCAAAACGGUCAGCUUUAUACCUUAAUAUAAUUGUCAUGUGAGAAUGGAGUAGGCUUUAUGUCUGGUUUAUUAAAUCAAAACAAUUUCUACCUUGUCAGAUUUCUAUAUUUGGGGAAAUAUUUGUGGGAACUUUUCAGGUCUCUGACAAGACUCUCUUUCACACACACACAGACAGACAAACAAAGACAGAGAGACAGACAGAGUGUAAUAAUACAAUCUGAAGAGCAUAGAGGCAACGGAAGUGUGGGACAGAAAUGGCCUGUUGUUCUGGCAUGCAGUCACAUGUUGUUUGGCUGUCACUGAGCUGUGGCUAACCUCAUGAUAGAGUACCUGACUAGAAACUGGUGAUGUGACAUUUCCAGGGAACUGACGGGCUCACUGGGAGUCAGGAGGAUCAGAUAGCAGAUAAUGUAGUCUGUUGACCGUGGCGUUGACCAUGACCGACUUCGUCGAGUGUCAAACUUUCCUUAUGACCUUUUAAAACCACUCGUAUUAAAUAUUUAAUUGACAAUUUCAAAAUGUACUUUAACAUAAGGUACAAGGUUCCUGAGGGUGGCCUUUACAGUUAAGGGCUCUAUCCUCUGCACAUAUAUCUUCUUCUACUGAUAGCUACGUUGAUGGGAGAAAAUGUACUUUCUAUACCUGUGAUUGUCCCACCUAGCUAUCGUAAGAUGAAUGUACAAACUGCGUCUGCUAAAUGAGUUAGAUGUUUUUAAAAAUGUACGUGUCCUAGCGACUACCAGCCCUACAUUGCAAUCCCCUUCUCUCAAGUCUCCUCUUAAUUUCAUACCAUCUCUGUUAAUAAACAAUAAAAACA
Molecule: messenger RNA, 3190 nt
Organism: Oncorhynchus tshawytscha (Chinook salmon)
Lineage: Eukaryota; Metazoa; Chordata; Actinopteri; Salmoniformes; Salmonidae
Gene: scn1ba
Product: sodium channel, voltage-gated, type I, beta a
Exons: 6
Coding region: 373-1038 (221 amino acids)
Biological process (GO): cardiac muscle cell action potential involved in contraction; regulation of heart rate by cardiac conduction; sodium ion transport
Cellular component (GO): voltage-gated sodium channel complex
Molecular function (GO): sodium channel regulator activity
Source: RefSeq, a predicted model, not a curated record